Arabidopsis lyrata subsp. lyrata is the source of this 1959-nucleotide messenger RNA. Its product is annotated as putative F-box protein At3g52320. The record is from RefSeq and is a predicted model, not a curated record. Gene Ontology annotation, molecular function: protein binding. Bases 251 to 1540 code for a protein of 429 amino acids. NCBI's taxonomy places the organism in Eukaryota, Viridiplantae, Streptophyta, Magnoliopsida, Brassicales, Brassicaceae. The transcript has a single exon.
UUCCUUCCGUAGAGAAAUAAAAAUAUAGAAAUCCCUCCGUAAUUGUAAAAUCGUAAGAGAAAAUAAUUACCCGAAAAAAGAAAAGAAAAAAAAGAAGUAAAUGCUCAUAUUUUCUACUACUUAUUUUGGGUAAAUGAAUUAAACAAGUAAAGAGAUAUAUCUAACUGCUGUACUUGUGGUCUGCGGUGCUUUGGAAUCAAACAACAGUAAAAAUAAACACGGCGGCUCUGAAACAGAUCUAGCAAAAGCUAUGGGACGAUUUUCUUUCCUUCUCGCCGCCGUGAAAGGUCUGAGGAAGAAGAAGAAGAAGAAGAAGGUAAGGUCGAAGGCAGACGAUUUCGAAAGAAGAAGAAGAGCCAUGGUCGAGCCCGAUUCGAAACCCAUCAGCUUUGACGAUAUCCCUGAAGAUCUGUUGAUGAAGAUCCUGGCGAAACUGCAGGCGAAACAUGUGACGAGGUUAAUGGGCGUCUCACAGCUCUGGUAUUCCCUCAUCGCCUCCCGUUAUUUUACAAAACUUUUCCUUGAAUCCCCAGCAUCGGCUAAACGACCACGCAUGCUCAUGUCUCUUGUGGACAAGGCAGACAAGCGCCAGUAUAAAUUCCUCACAUCUUCAUCGACUCAUGAUGAUCUCUCGGAUACGUCUGUUUGUGUUCUCGACCAAGUUCUGAACAUGCCGGGAUUGGGAGGCGACUUUGUGAACCCUCUUAGGGGCUUGAUUUGUGUCAGACUUCGGAGAAGUUUGCGAAUCUUUAACCUCACCACCAGGCAGCGCGUGACCUUGCCUGUCAUAAGAUCAAGACUUGUGACUGAAGCUAAUGACAAUAUUUGGAACUCCUUUUUGCACGACUCUGUUCACGAUGAAUACAAAGUUCUUAGCACAGUUUGGGAGGUGAGCGAGGAUGAGGGGAGAGUAGUGAGAUCUGAGCAUCAAGUGUUGGUUCUUGGUCCUGGGGCUUCUUGGCGCAACACUCAAGGCCGCAUUUAUCCCCAUCGUCCUUACUCCAGUGGCAUACCCCUUAACGAUGUUGAUGUUUUGUAUUAUGCAGCUUGGAUUGAUAAGAACGUAUCUGUGGUCAUUAGUUUUGACUCGGCUUCUGAGGAUUUCAAUAUGAUUGAAUUACCCAUUGAGGCUGGCAUCAUCUGGCAUGCUACUUGCGCUAGUCUCAUGAAUUACGGAGGCAAAUUAGCUGUUUUUGAGUGUUCCCGGCUUCCUUCUAAUGGGAGCGUCGACCUGUGGGUUAUGGAGGAUGUGGGGAAGUGGUCAAAGAAGACUCUGGUCUUGCCCCUUUCCCUUAUGAAUUUUGUUCAUGGUGAUGAGUUUAGCAUGGUAGGCAUGAAUCACCGCUGUCUUGUUAUGUUUGUAAAGACAAUGGUCAUACCGACUGAACCGAGACCCUUUAUUCAUUACGAUUUGGAGACUAACAAAAUAAUAAGAAGAUCCGAAAUAAGUCCUCUACCGCGUCUUGGGUUUUUUGGAUUCAGUUUGCAAAUGGCUCUUUGGCAGGAUGACAUUGAAAACAUUAUGUAUUUGGAGACCUAAAUUUGUUCCUUUAUAUUUCACUCGUGUGAUUUACUUGCAUAAGUUUUUUAUAUUUUUGACAUAUUUGGAUUGAUAAAGCUCGAUCCAUAGCCAAUCUCUACUACGCGGGAUAAUGCAAUUUAGUGGAGUUGAACUCCGGUGGGGAAAGUGGAGUCAAAUGGACUUAACCACUUGACUAAAGGCACAUCACCUUCUUGCAUAAGUUCGUACGUUUCAUUUUUGUUGAUUUUCAUAAUUUUAAUUAUGGUUGUUUAGUGGAAAAAGAAGAACAGGAUGAUCAAUGGAAGAAGACGAUGCAGCAAUUCUCCAAUGAUCAAUGGAAGAAGACGAGGAUGGUCUUCUUGAAGAAGAAGAUGACAGAAAUUUCAUUUGUAUUUGUAUUACAUAAACACCAAUAAAUCUCUGUUUUGCAUUUAACA